This is a messenger RNA of Sander lucioperca (pikeperch), 2069 nucleotides long. RefSeq names its product yippee-like 3 (gene ypel3). NCBI's taxonomy places the organism in Eukaryota, Metazoa, Chordata, Actinopteri, Perciformes, Percidae. The record is from RefSeq and is a predicted model, not a curated record. The coding region runs from base 395 to 754 and encodes 119 amino acids. The transcript has 5 exons.
UCUCUUAUUGGUCGACGGGGAUUUGUUUUGCACUCUUCAGACUUCCUCCUCUGCGUGUUUUCAUAAUAAACCACAUUUUUCUCCCGCCGGAGCAGCCGCACUGUUAUCCUGUCAGCCUGCCAGCAUUGUCGGAUUUCAGCUCCUGUUUUUAACAAAGGCCGUGGAUGAAGUUUGAAAGCUGUUUCAGAUUCAAAGAAGAGACGCGGGUAAACGGGCUCCGCUGCAACAACCAGAGGCUGUCUCUGUUGUCUUUAUUGUCCAAGCCUUUAGCGCGUGGUCGACUGUUGGACCGAGCCGACGUGCCGACCACAUACCUGCUUUAAUUAGAUGUUUUUCAGCUGUCAGUCACAUUGAUACGCUGUAAAGACUGCGAGGAGCUUCGAUAUCAUCAGACAUGGUGAAGCUGACAAAAGCCAAGACGUUCCAGGCAUACCUGGACUCGUGCCACCGACGCUACAGCUGUGUGCACUGCCGUGCCCAUCUGGCCAACCAUGACGAUCUUAUCUCCAAGUCUUUCCAAGGCAGUCAGGGCCGAGCCUACCUCUUCAACUCUGUGGUGAAUGUUGGCUGUGGUCCUGCGGAGGAGAGGCUACUGCUCACGGGACUACACGCUGUCGCCGACAUCUACUGUGAAAACUGCCACACCACGCUGGGCUGGAAAUACGAGCAAGCCUUUGAGCUGAGUCAGAAGUACAAGGAGGGGAAGUUUAUCAUUGAGCUGUCCCACAUGAUAAAGGACAACGGCUGGGACUGAGAGGGAAACCUCCCAUCUUUCUUCAUGACUUUUUCAAAAGUUGCAUCCCCUCAACUUAAAGGGGUUCCAGUGUAGCCUCCUCAUCCCGCGUACGAGCCAUCGCUGUGCCACACUUUCACUUCGUACGGCUUCGCCAACAAUAGCAUGUGAUGCCUUUUAUCUUUUUCUGUUCUUCAUGUUUUUCCAGCGACCACAACAACACAUUUGCUGAUAUUGCUAUCCCAAUUGCUAGUUGUGCUGGGACAUGGACUGAAUGAGUGCAGGGUUUGUGUGUGUGUGUGAAAGACUGGGAGAUGUAGUCACACAGGCACGUGUGCAUGUUGGAUUUUAAAUAGGGUUGGGCAUCGAGAACCGGUUCCAACUUGGAAUCGUUUCUAAAAUUACGAUUCCAGUGGAAUCGGUUUUUUUUAUUAUUGGAAUCGUUUGGAACAUUUGGCGCAAGAACCCGUACUUCCAGGCGCGGCGCUCUAAAGUGUGGCUUUAUUUUACAUUGAAAAAGCCCUCAAAAUAAAAUGUUUCUCUUAUCUGUUAAAUAAGCAUGUGACCCAUUUCAACUCAAAGUAUCGGAAUCGAGAAUCGAUAAGAACCGGAAUCAAAAGGAAGAAUCUGAAUUGGAAGCAGAAUUGUUCAAAUCAAGACGAUGCCCAACCCUAAUUUUAAAGCGUGUGUUUUGAGUGAUGACCGCUAAUCAGUCUCGCUCUGUGGGGGCGAGGCCAGUGCAAGUCAAAUAAUCUGACCGUUUUACACAUCAGAUGCAGGUAUUUGGGUUUUCCUUUUGACUUUAAGGUGCACAUGUAGACAUAUCUGGCCCAAACUGAGUAAAGUAUAUAGGCCUGCUUAACCUAUAGAUCAUUUUUGAGUGAUGAAAGGGUAUGGGAAUGCUUAAAGCAGUGUCGCCGGGGCUUGUUAUUUUUAUCAGUAAAAUUCACAUUUUUUAAUGGUAAAAUCAGUAACACUUGGUUAUAUUUUAAAGGCAAUCAGGAUGUUGAAUUGGUGAUAUUAAAGCCUGCAAAAGUCGUGUGUGUGUGUGUGUGUGUGUGUGUGUGUGUGUGUGUGUGUGUGUGUGUGUGUGUGUGUGUGUGUGUGUGUGUGUGUGUGUUCACUUAAUUCUGAUGAGAUCUAUCCCCUAUGUGUUUGUGUAUAUCCUAACAUGAAGCUACCCAUACAGAUACAUUUACUCAAUGGUGUUAGAGCAAAGUGUUAUAGGAUUAUGUAGCAUAUUUAUGGUGAUUUUUAAUGUCUGCUUCUUUCAUUAAAGUGUAUUAUUUUAACCUAAUCUUUCAUUAAAAUACAGUUUAUCUGUAACCGGUGUUCA